Molecule: messenger RNA, 1365 nt
Organism: Fusarium pseudograminearum CS3096
Lineage: Eukaryota; Fungi; Ascomycota; Sordariomycetes; Hypocreales; Nectriaceae
Exons: 1
Coding region: 1-1365 (454 amino acids)
Biological process (GO): carbohydrate metabolic process
Molecular function (GO): carbohydrate binding; hydrolase activity, hydrolyzing O-glycosyl compounds
Source: RefSeq, a predicted model, not a curated record
AUGGUCAAAGCCAACUCUUGGGCCAUCACCAAAGGCCUUCUGUUUCUCAGUACCCUAUUGUCUACCUCUAGUGUCGUCAACGCAGACAACCCCAUUGUGCAGACCGUCUACACUGCCGACCCUGCCCCCAUCGUGCACAAUGGUCGUGUCUAUCUUUUCACAAGUCACGAUGAGGAUGGCUCCACAAACUUCAACAUGAAGGAUUGGCGCCUGUUCUCGUCAAACGACAUGGUCAACUGGCAACACCACCCAUCUCCCAUGGGCCUCACCACCUUCAGCUGGGCGAAUGACAGAGCCUGGGCUGGCCAAGUUGCUUCACGCAACGGCAAGUUCUACUACUACGUUCCUGUCGCUAUGAAAAACGGACGCAUGGCUAUCGGUGUAGGUGUGAGUGAUAACAUCCUCGGACCUUACCGCGAUGCCUUGGGCAAGCCACUGGUUGAGAACAACGAGAUUGACCCAACUGUCUUCAUCGACGAUGAUGGGCAAGCUUACUUGUACUGGGGCAACCCCGGCCUCUGGUAUGUCAAGCUCAACCAGGACAUGAUAUCGUACAGCGGCAGUGUCAACAAGGUGCAGCUUACAACAGCUGGCUUUGGCUCCCGUCCUAACAACGCCCAGCGCCCAACCAACUACGAGGAAGGGCCGUGGCUGUACAAGCGUAACGGAAUGUACUACAUGAUUUACGCAGCGAACUGCUGUUCUGAAGAUAUUCGCUACUCAACAGGUCCCACCGCCACUGGCCCUUGGACAUACCGCGGCGUUCUCAUGGCGCAGGAAGGAAAGAGUUUCACCAACCACCCUGCCAUCAUUGACUUUAACAACAAGUCUUAUUUCUUCUACCACAAUGGUGCCCUACCUGGCGGUAGUGGAUACACACGAUCAGUCGCCGUUGAGAGCUUCCAGUACAACUCCAACGGAUUGAUCCCUCAGCUGCGCAUGUCCACAAGCGGUCCUGCACAAGUCAGAUCUCUGGAUCCAUAUACCCGUCAAGAAGCUGAAACUAUUGCUUGGACCAACGGCGUCGAGACCGAGGCUUGCAGUGAGGGUGGUCUUGCCGUUAGCUUCAUCAACAACGGAAAAUACAUCAAAGUCAAGGGUGUGGCCUUUGGAAACGGUGCCCAGUCCUUCAGUGCUCGCGUUGCAUCAGCGAACAGCAAGGGAGGUAAGAUUGAGUUGAGGCUGGGAAGUGAGACUGGUAAGCUCGUUGGAACUUGCACGGUUCCCUCGACUGGCGGAUGGCAGACCUGGAAGACUGUUGACUGCCCUGUUAGUGGAGCGACGGGUACAAGUGAUUUGUUCCUCCGCUUUACUGGAGAGGGCUCAGACUACUUGUUUAACGUCAAUUGGUGGCAGUUUAAGUAA